Indicator indicator is the source of this 468-nucleotide messenger RNA. Its product is annotated as mitotic-spindle organizing protein 2B-like. The transcript is spliced from 3 exons. NCBI's taxonomy places the organism in Eukaryota, Metazoa, Chordata, Aves, Piciformes, Indicatoridae. The coding region runs from base 1 to 447 and encodes 148 amino acids. The record is from RefSeq and is a predicted model, not a curated record. Gene Ontology annotation, cellular component: spindle; centrosome.
AUGUCGGAGGCGGCGGCGGGGGGGAUGGCGGCGGUGAUGGUGGAGGCGCGGCUGCGGCGAAAGCAGCUGCUGAGCUCGGAGGAGGCGGAGCUGUUCGAGCUGGCGCAGGCGGCGGGCAGCGGGUUGGACCCGGAGGUGUUCCGGGUGGUGCUGGACCUGCUGCGCAUGAACGUGGCGCCGCUCGCCGUUUUCCAGGUGCUCAAGUCUAUGUGCGCUGGGCAGCGGCUGCCGCCUGCACCCGAGGCCGGACCCGUCGCGCCGGCGCCGCUGCCCGCCGACACCCGAGGGAGAAACAAAAGCAAUUCUGGAGCCAGUGGGAGCCAGGCUCUGGCAGAGAGGAGCGGCCGGGAAGGAUCUGCCCAGAGGAUGCCUCGGCAGCCCAGUUCCAGCCGGAUGCAGAAAGCAGCAGCUCCUGGGAAGAGCAGUGGGGGAGGCAGCAGCAGCUAGCUGAGGCCUUGGGACACUGUG